UUUUCUCUUCCCUUCUUUCUUCUUACGGCCUCAUCUCUCAUUCCAUCCUUCCUCUCCAUUCUUCAUUCCUCAUUCCAUCCGGCUCUUGAUCUCGUCCUCCCAUUGUUCCUCCGUAUUUUUGUUGCUACACCUUUUAUUAUUUUUACCUGGCGUUCCUCUUCACGCCCUCCAAUUCCUCUUACUCGUUAUACUUUCACCGGUCCUACUUUUAGAUCAUUAUAAGACCAAAGGGGUAACAAAAUGUCUUCACAAGUGUCUAUGGCCUCAAAGGCCUUUCUUCCACGUCUUGGUGUGACUGGGUACCGCCUCCCUACCCAGAUGAUGCGACGGUCCGCAAUGGCCAUCUCUUCUUCCUCUGGCAAGCGUCAGUUGUCGUCGUCGCCUGUGGCAGCAGAUAAGACCUACUUCCCGCAAGUUUCCCCUACAAUCCAGCAGAAUCCACAGCAGCCGCGCUUAUCGACGCUGAAUCUCCAGCGUCAAUACCAAAAACAUGCCUCUCCAUCCUUGAAUCCAUACAAGUCUAUCGCGAUCCGUCGAGAGGGCAAAAACCGUUGGGAAAGGCGCGUAGCCUUGACGCCCGAAGCAGUCGAGAGGUUGAUCAAGGAAACAGGCAUCAAGGUCUAUGUACAACCUAGCACAAAGCGCAUCUUCUCGGACGACAAAUACAGGGCUGUAGGCGCCAUCAUCCAAGAGGAUCUUUCACCUGCUGAUGUGAUUUUGGGUAUCAAGGAAGUUCCAGUAAAGGACUUACUUCCCGGGAAGACAUAUGUCUACUUUUCACAUACACACAAGGGCCAAAAGCACAACAUGCCCAUGUUACAAGAUAUCCUUGACAAGAAAAUUCGUCUGAUUGACUAUGAGUUGAUGGUGAACGAACGGAAGCAGCGCUUGGUUCUCUUUGGAAAGCAUGCGGGGUAUGCAGGCAUGAUCGAUGGGAUUCACGGUCUGGGCCAACGAUUGCUCGGUCUAGGCUACAGCAGUCCUUUCUUACACGUCGGAAUGUCUCAUAACUAUAAGUCUCUAGCUUCUGCAAAAAUUGCACUUCAGUCCCUUGGAAACACAAUAUCAGAUGAAGGCACACCUAAGGCGUUUGGUCCCAUGACGUUUACUUUUACUGGAAGCGGAAAUGUCUCCAAAGGUGCACAAGACGUUUUCAAGUCUUUGCCUCACGAGUUUGUUGAUCCAAAGGAUCUUGCCAAGAUUGCUCAAAGCAAGAAUGCUCGUUUGGAUCGUAUUUAUGCUACUGAGGUCAACAUUGAAGACCACAUUCGCCACAAGGACAAGAAUGUCUUCACUACAGCAGAAGAAUACUACAAUCACCCCGAACAAUUUACAUCGGUCUUCCAUAAAGAGAUCGCUCCGUAUUCAUCUAUGAUCAUCAAUGGUGCUUACUGGGACGAGCGCUACCCUCGUUUGAUGACUAAGGACCAGUUGAGGGCCAUUCAGAGCGAUCCUUCUAACAGAUUCAGAAUGCUCAGCCUUGCAGACAUUUCAUGCGAUAUCCGUGGUUCUUUUGAAUUCAUGUCUCAAGCGACUUCAAUUGAAGAUCCGUUCUUCUAUGUGGAUGCUAUCCAAGGACGGGAGCACAAGGAUGAUGAAGCACCUGGUAUUCAGAUCAUGUCUGUUGACAUCCUUCCUUCUGAGCUACCUCUGGAGAGCAGCCAGCACUUCAGCGAUUCACUUUACCCUUUCAUCAAGGAAUUGAUCCGUGACAACACCGAUCAUCCUGUUAUCGCCGGAGCCACUAUUGCAGAGAAUGGAUCCCUCAAGCCUGCACACAAAGCCUUGAGUGGGGUUUUGAGGGAUACUAAUGCAAAGGAAGCUCUUGCUAAACUCAAGGUUGCUAUUGGUAGCACUGGACAAAGUAACUCUGGAUCAAGCAACAAGCCAAAGAAAGUCUUGUUAUGUGGGUCCGGCUUCGUUGCAGGGCCUUUAGUUGAUUACUUGCUUAGAGAUUCCAAUAUCAGUAUCACUAUCGCUAGCAACUCAGAGGUAGAGGCUACUUCUCUGGCUCUGGGCAAGCCCAAUACGAAGGUCGUACCUUUAGAUGUCAAAGAUAACAAUACUAUGGCUUCAUUAGUCAAGGAUUCAGAUAUCGUUGUCAGCUUCGUUCCCGCACCUUUCCAUCCCAUCAUUGCUGAGCACUGUAUUCAAAACAAAAAGAACAUGGUUACUGCAAGCUAUAUUAGUCCGGCCAUGCACGCUUUGAACGAGAAGGCCAGCCGCGCUGGCAUUACCAUCAUGAAUGAAAUUGGCCUGGACCCCGGUAUCGAUCACUUGAGUGCCAUGAAGAUGAUUGAUGAGGUGAAGGCAGAGGGUGGCAAGGUCACAUCAUUUGUGUCCUGGUGUGGAGGCCUUCCUGCUCCUGAAGCUUCGAAUGUCCCCCUGAGCUACAAGUUCAGUUGGUCUCCAAGAGGAGUUUUGACAGCUGGAUUGAAUGAUGCCAAAUUCAGGAUGCAUAAUGGCUUCCAUGAGAUUAAUGGCAAGGAUUUGAUGAAGAAACACUUCCCUGACGUGCCUAUUUAUCCUGGCUUCAAUUUGGAGGGUGUUGCCAACAGAGAUUCUUUGAGUUAUGCCAGCACCUACGGAUUAGGGCCUGUUGAAGAGCUGGACACCAUGUUCCGUGGAACUCUUCGCUACAAGGGGUAUGCUGACUUAAUGUAUUCAUUCAACAAGCUGGGGCUUUUGAAUGCUCAAGAGAGUCCACAGCACUUUAACACAUGGCCGGAGUUUAUGGAUAGCCUGUUGUUUGAAAAGACCUCACUGUCGUAUGACAAUGAGUCCCGGAGAGCUGCCAUUGCGGACCGUCUUGACCUUCCUAAAGAUCAUGCCAGUGUCGGCAAGGUUGUCGAUGCUCUUCAAUGGCUCUCCUUGAUGCCCCUAUCCAAUGCCAAGAAUAGCAGUCCGGCGGCUCCCUUCACGGCCAAGGACUCGCCAACGACACUGGAUAGUUUCUGCAAGCUGCUGAUGAACAAGCUUAAGUAUAAUCCAUUGGAGCGCGAUAUGGUGAUCUUACAUCAUGAAUUUGGCAUUCAGCUCAAAGAUGGAAGCGAACAGACUCGUACCUCAACCUUGGUGUCGUAUGGUACCUUUGAGACUUACACAGCCAUGGCCAAGACUGUAGGACUGCCUGCAGCUAUGGCCACAGAGAUGCUGCUGAGGGGCGAGAUCCCAGAGAAGGGUGUACUAGCACCCACGAUGCCCCAUGUAUACAACACUAUUCUAGAGAAACUUAGCCGAGAGGGCGUCAAUGUGGUGGAGGAGAUUGUGCAGAAGGGUAUGCGACCAUCUUUAAAAUGGAGUGGUAGUGGAGUAUUCAAGUAAGGCAAUAAAUGACAUUCGCAUAGAAGAUUAAUAUAUUUUGCUUCAGGAACUGAG
This is a messenger RNA of Lobosporangium transversale, 3378 nucleotides long. RefSeq names its product Saccharopine dehydrogenase-domain-containing protein. Gene Ontology annotation, cellular component: cytoplasm. Bases 241 to 3324 code for a protein of 1027 amino acids. The record is from RefSeq and is a predicted model, not a curated record. Gene Ontology annotation, molecular function: saccharopine dehydrogenase activity. The transcript is spliced from 8 exons. NCBI's taxonomy places the organism in Eukaryota, Fungi, Mortierellomycota, Mortierellomycetes, Mortierellales, Mortierellaceae.